Formica exsecta is the source of this 9015-nucleotide messenger RNA. RefSeq names its product neurofibromin (gene Nf1). The transcript has 27 exons. NCBI's taxonomy places the organism in Eukaryota, Metazoa, Arthropoda, Insecta, Hymenoptera, Formicidae. Gene Ontology annotation, biological process: regulation of GTPase activity. The record is from RefSeq and is a predicted model, not a curated record. Bases 94 to 8298 code for a protein of 2734 amino acids.
ACGUUCAUAAAUGAUGACGUAAGGUCGCGGCUCGUGGCGAGUCUGGCGAUUCGCGGUACGUGGUAACGGCCUGUCAGUGAACCUCGGACGAAGAUGGGGACGCAGAAGCCCGGAGAAUGGGCGAAUUUGGUGCUCGCGCGUUUCGAGGAUCAGUUGCCGUGUCGUUCCGGUCCCGAAAGUCCUCACUCACGAGUGAACGAGAAGAGGAAUAAGAAAUGUUUGAUAGAGAUCUCUCGGUACCGUUUCUCCCUCGUUAUAUCCGGCCUUACAAAGAUGCUGCAGCGCGUCAACGAGCUGACACCGAGCACAAGCGGUCAGCGACCGUUCCACACCAUGGAUCAGGAUCGGCAAGAAUCCAUCAUCAUCGUCCUGGACACGUUGGAGAAAUGCCUGGCGAACACACCAAAGGACACAACAAAAUUCGAGGAGGCCAUGAACAUAAAACUACUGCUCCGAGAAAUAUGCCAGUUUAUAGGAAUACCAUCAGACAGUCCACAGACGAAAAUGAUUAAGGAUCUAGCGAGCAAAGUGCUGUUUGCUCUAAGUCUAAAUUUCUUCAAUGCGGUCUUCAAUCGGAUAUCAGCCAGACUUCAGGAACUAUCCAAUAGUGGAGAUGAGAAUCCAGAUUGCAGCGAUAUCGAGCUGAUGCAAUAUAUCAAUGUCGACGUUCACAGACUGACUAGACUUCUGAAUGAAACGAUACAGAAAGUCCGGCAACUCAAGAAGUCGGCGCAUCUCGUGCUCAUGAGUUCCCUGGAGAAAGCGAUCUGGAAUUGGAUGGAUACUUAUCCGCAAGAAUUCGCCGAUCUGCAGAAGCAGCCUAAUGAGGAUCUCAGUAAGGCGUGCGAGGAGCUGUUUGACAUUCUCGACACGUUCGUCGACAAGAAGAGCCGCGCCGCGGCAGUGUGGCCAUUGCAGAUGAUGCUGCUGAUACUCUCUCCCAAAGUCCUGGAGGAGAUCGUGAACGCCGACUCCGGGCCGCCAGGGUCACCUCGAUACUCGAAAAAGAAACAAUUCAUCGACAGUGUGAAGCGCAGCCUGAGAAUGCACGGCAGUUCCUCCAGCCGACAGCUGUCCGAGGCCGCGGCAGUUGCAUGCGUCAAGCUCACCAAAGCGGCCACAUAUGUCAACAACGCGGAAUCGAAAAAUAACGUCAUCCUGAUUUUGGUACAGCAAUUGAUGGACGAUCUAAUGACGCUUCUCUUCCAUCCUUCGAAACCAUUCUCCCGUGGGCAGAAUUACAACGCGCAGGAUGUCGAUCUGAUGAUUGACUCCUUUGUUAGCUCCUUCCGCAUUAAUCCGCGCAACAACGAGGUGUUUAAGUUUUGCCUGAAUGUCAACUAUCCGUCGACAUACCAGUUCGUCCUGGUCAGCUCGUUAUACAAAAUCUUCACGCAGCCAAGAUUGCCAUGGUGGCCAGAGAUCAGUCUUGUGUAUUCUUAUGGCACAGACCUCAGGAACAUGUUCACUGACACUCUGAACAAGGUUACGCAGAACUGCAUAUGGUACACACCACUACGCAUGAUUCAUAAUUUUGCUCUUAAACCUAAAGAGGAGAUGGCCAAUUCCAAGAAUCUAUUGUUGGUGAUGGUGCGGCUCAUUCAUGUGGAUCCCAUGUUAAUGCUGCAUAAUUACGGCACAGCUGGUCACGAAAUACAGAAAUCCACUUUAGAAUUGAUUAAUGGACUCGUCUCGUUAGUCCAUCAACCCACGAUGCCGGACAUUGCCCAUGAAGCAAUGGAGGCUCUGCUAGUGUUACAUCAUCCAGAUAAAGUCAAAGCGUGGAAUCCUGAAGCGCCGUUGGACACUUUCUGGGACAUCAGUUCGCAGGUCGUCUUCUCAAUCUCGCAGAAAUUGAUUCAGCAUCAAAUCUUUAAUUACACGAUUAUACGGAAUGCCUUUCUUUCUCAGUAUAAGGAUUAUGCAAAUGUGGGCAGCCAGAUAGCUAUUAGUAAACAGGCGCAUAUUAAACUCGAGGUCGUUUGUUUAACAUAUUUAUGGAGUAUAGACAUAGAAGCUGUUUUAGUAUCAAUGUCUUGUUUCGCAUUACUAUGUGAGGAAGCUGAAAUUCUUUGUGGCAGUGAUGAGGUAGCAGUGACUUGUCUACUUCCGAAUUAUCAGUUGUAUUUAGAAUUGGCGCAAGCUUCGACUGUAUUGAUCUCUGCCCACGGAGAGAGUAGGCUAUGUUAUCAGGAACAUAAUCACGGACGUGCUGCAUUACAAAAGAGAAUAUUAUCUUUAUUGAGAAAAAUAGAACAUUGCGUGAAUGGUAUACAACCUGCUUGGGAAGAGACAUUCAGAAAUUGGGAAGCGACCUCGCGGCAAUUGUCCAAUUAUCCCAAGACCAAGACUGAGGACGUGCAAGUCGAAUCAUUUUGUCGCAGCAACGUGAAACGAAGGGCAGCGCAUCAAAAUUCGGAGCAUGAAGUGGAGGAGCAAAUUAACGAGUGGGCCAAUAUGACAGGAUUUCUUUGCGCUUUGGGUGGAGUGUGCUUGCAAUGUAGUUCGCCGAAUAGACCGCCCUACGGUGUACUCCCUUUCAAUCUCGAGCCUAAAAAGAGCUCAACAAAACAACAGGAGACUAGCUCCGGUUUAACGAAUCCUAAUCAAGAAUCGCAAUAUUGCACAGUUACGCAAUUUGUAUUUAAUUUACUACGAUUAUUGAUUUGCAAUAACGAAAAACUUGGCAAUCAGAUACAGAAGCACGUGAAGGAAUUGGUCGCGCAUGAGAUGAGUCCUGCCUUGUAUCCAAUAUUGUUUGAUCAGAUUAAAAAUCUUGUCGAAAAGUUCUUUGACCAACGUGGACAAGUGAUAGUAUCAGAUUUGAAUACGCAGUUCAUCGAGCACACUAUAUUUAUAAUGAAAAACAUUCUGGACUCGAAGACGGAUCAACCAUCAGAAUAUCUUGGGAUGACCAGCAUCGAAGGCAUGAUGUUGGCAAUUGUUAGAUACGUCAGGCAUUUGGACAUGACAGUGCAUUCGAUUUGUAUCAAAACCAAAUUGUGUCAACUAGUCGAAGCCAUGAUGAAGAGACGGGAUGACCUGGCGUUUAGGCAAGAGUUGAAAUUUCGCAACAAACUGGUCGAAUAUUUGACCGAGUGGGUUAUGUGCGCCCCUCCUUUUUCCUCGACAAUUGCCAACGAUAUCACAGCCUAUACUAGGGAUUUGGAUCAAGCUUGCAUGGAAGCAGUAGGAGCUUUAUUGCGCGGACUACCCCUUCAGCCUGAAGAUUCUGAUCGUGUCGACUUGAUGGAAGCGAAGUCUGAAUUAUUCUCGAAAUAUUUCAUGCUCUUUAUGAAUUUAAUAAAUUACUGCAACGAACCAUCAUCAUCGGAGGAUAAGGAUGUCGUCUCUCGACAAUCGCCUACUUUAGCGACUAGCAAGUUAGCCACUUUACGCAACACUACCAUUCAAGCCAUGAGUAAUCUUCUCAGUGCAAAUAUAGACAGUGGUUUAAGGCACUCGAUACAUUUAGGUUACAACGCAGAUCUUCAAACGCGUGCCGCAUUUAUGGAAGUGUUGACUAAAAUACUUCAACAGGGAACGGAGUUUGAUACCCUUGCUGAAACUGUUCUAGCGGACAGAUAUGAACAAUUAGUUCAACUCGUUACAAUGAUCAGUGAUAAAGGUGAAUUACCUAUCGCCAUGGCAUUGGCUAACGUAGUGACGACGAAUCAAAUGGAUGAGCUGGCACGCGUUUUUGUGACACUAUUUGAUGCAAAGCACUUGUUGUCGCCUUUAUUAUGGAACAUGCUCUAUCGAGAGGUUGAGCUGACCGAUUGUAUACAGACUCUCUUUCGCGGUAAUACUCUGGGAAGUAAGAUUAUGUCGUUCUGUUUUAAAAUUUACGGCGCCAGCUAUUUGCAAGGCCUUCUCGAACCUCUCAUCAAACCUUUGCUAGACGAGCCAACAAUCAAUUUCGAAGUAGAUAGCGCGAGGAUUGAUCCCAGUGAAAAUAUCGAGCAAAACGGUAGCAACUUGAUUGCAUUGACACAAAAGGUGUUCGAUGCUAUAGUGUCGUCGGCAGAUAUGUUUCCUCCGCAGCUGCGCUCGAUGUGUCACUGCCUGUAUCAAGUAUUGUGCAAAAGAUUUCCGCAGUCACCGCAGAGCAACAUUGUGGCUGUGGGAACGGUGAUAUUUCUGCGUUUCAUCAAUCCUGCCAUCGUCUCGCCUCAAGAGACGGGUAUAGUAGAUAAGCCAGUACCGCCGCAAGUGAAACGAGGUCUCAUGCUUAUGUCGAAGAUACUGCAAAACAUCGCCAAUCACGUAGAGUUCAGCAAGGAACAACACAUGCUGCCGUUCAAUGACUUUCUACGUGCGCACUUUGAAAUCGGUCGACGAUUCAUCAUACAGAUAGCAUCGGAUUGCGAAACAGUUGAUCAGACCAGUCAUCCUAUGUCAUUUGUAUCGGAUGCCAAUGUCUUAGCCCUUCACAGGUUGUUGUGGAAUCAUCAGGAGAAAAUCGGAGAUUAUCUUAGCAGCAGUAGAGACCACAAAGCUGUCGGAAGAAGACCCUUUGACAAAAUGGCCACAUUAUUAGCAUACCUUGGUCCACCCGAACAUAAACCAGUGGAUUCGCAUUCGCUUUUUUCGUCUUCUUACGUUCGUAUGUCUCGAUGGGCAAGCAAAGACAUGUCCUCGACUAAUUUCGAGGAGAUCAUGAUGAAACAUAAUAUGCACGAAAGAGAGGACUUUAAGAGCAUCCAGAGUAUGAAUAUCUUUUACCAAGCAGGCACUAGCAAACAGAGUUAUCCAGUGUUUUACUAUAUUGCACGUCGAUUCAAACUCGGCGAAACAAACGGCGACUUGCUGAUAUAUCAUGUAAUCCUGACUCUAAAACCCUUCUAUCAUUCUCCAUAUGAUGUGGUCGUCGAUCUUACUCAUACGUGUUCGGAUAAUCGGUUUAGAACGGAGUUUUUGCAAAAAUGGUUCUAUGUUCUACCAGAAGCAGCCUACGAAAACCUUCACGCAGUAUAUAUUUACAAUUGUAAUACCUGGGUACGCGAAUACACAAAGUAUCACGACAGCAUCCUGGCGCCGUUGAAAGGUAAUCGAAAGAUAAUUUUUAUCGACGGUCAAGGAAAAUUGAACGACGCGAUCGACAUCGAACAACAGAAAUUACCUGGAGCAACAUUGUCUCUGGACGAAGAUUUGAAGGUUUUUACCGGUGUCUUGAAAUUAUCCCACAAGGAGAUGAAGGUAUCCGUGAAGCUCGGACCGACGACCUUGCAAAUAACUCACACGGACAGAUCUAAAGUGUUGUCGCAAUAUGUUCUCUUAAACGAUGUGUAUUACGCUUCUGAAAUAGAGGAGGUUUGCCUAUUGGACGACAAUCAAUUCACGCUAACUAUCUCCAACGAGGCGGGACCGUUGACUUUUGCCCACAACGAUUGCGAUAACAUCGUACAGGCUAUAAUCCACAUCAGAAAUCGUUGGGUGUUGUCACAACCCGACUCCAUGUCAGUUCAUUCGAAAAUCAGGCCUAAAGACGUACCGGGAACCUUGUUGAACAUGGCCUUAUUGAAUCUCGGUAGCCCGGACCCGAAUCUUCGGACUGCAGCCUACAAUCAUCUAUGCGCACUUACGGCGACGUUCGGCUUAAAAAUAGAAGGUCAACUGUUGGAGACGUCCGGUAUAUGCAUACCGUCGAACAAUACCAUAUUUAUCAAGCAUUUGAGCGAGACCUUGGCGGCGAAUGAUCCGCAUCUUACACUCGAAUUUCUGAAAGAGUGCAUGCAGGGCUUCAGGGAGUCGACUAUCGAACUAAAGCAUUUAUGUCUCGAAUAUAUGACGCCGUGGUUGAGCAAUCUCGUGCGAUUCUAUAAGCCGCACGACGAGGGCGGCAAGCGACAGAAGCAAGUCAUGGAAAUUCUCGAUGAUUUAAUCACGCUGACCGUGCAAGAGAUUGAAAUGUAUCCGAGCAUACAGGCCAAGAUUUGGAGCACGAUUGGCAUGCUGCCAGAACUGAUAGAUGUUGUCCUCGAUAUUUUUCUGCAACGUAGCGCGCGAUACGGCUUAGGCUCACCGAUGGCAGAGGUUAUGGCGGAUACUGCGGUCGCCUUGGCGUCCGGCAAUGUGCAGCUGGUAGCCAAGAAGUUAAUUAGCAAAGUAUGUCGAAUAGUAGACAAGACUUGCAUGUCGCCGACGUCUCAACUAGAACAACAUAUAAUGUGGAGUGACAUAGCGAUUCUCGCGAGGUAUCUCCUGAUGUUGUCCUUUAAUAAUUGUCUGGAUGUAGGGAAACACUUGCCGUAUAUCUUUCACACGGUGACGUUGCUUGUGUGUUCCGGCAGCUUGACUAUGCGAGCGUCGACUCAUGGUCUGGUGAUCAACAGUAUUCAUUCGUUGUGCACGUGUAGUUCGCCUUCAUUCUCCGAAGACACGCACAGGAUACUGCGGAUGAGCCUGGAUGAGUUUUCAUUACCCAAGUUUUAUCUGCUUUUUGGCAUUAGUAAAGUGAAAUCCGCCGCUGGUACGGCCUUCUACAAACAUCCAAAAUCUAGCUGCAAGCACGCAAAUGAAAAAUGGCUCAACACCGAGCGAAAUGUAUCUGGGACGCAGGACAAGGAGAGACUCUAUUUGACCAGCUUGGAAGUAAUAACCGACGCUCUUUUGGAAAUUAUGGAGGCUUGUAUGCGGGACAUUCCCAAAUGCGAUUGGUUAAAAACGUGGACCUUGUUGGCGAAAAACUUUGCCUUCUGCUUCAAUCCAGCUUUGCAGCCGAGGGCGCUCAUCGUUUUCGGCUGUAUCAGCAAGAGUAUAACGGAUCAGGAUAUGUGGCAGCUAUUGAAGAUACUAGUGAAGGCGCUCGAGAGUUUUAAUGAUAUCAAUCUUAUGGAGGCCAUCGUUAUGUGCUUGACGCGAUUGCAACCUCUUCUGAAACCCAAAUCGCCAAUACAUAGGUACUUGUUCUGGAUCGCUACGUCCGUUCUCGAGUUGGACGAAGCAUCGUUAUAUGCAUCCGGCCUGGCUCUUCUCGAACAGAAUCUACACACGCUCGACUCACAGGGCACUUUCGAUGAGAAGACAUUGGAACACGUGAUGAUGUCGACACGCGAACCUCUGGAAUGCCAGUUCAAGCAAUUGGAUCACACCGUGGGCCUAUCCUUUAAAUCUAAUUUUCAUUUCGCGCUGGUCGGUCAUCUUCUGAAGGGCUACAGGCAUCCCACACCGACCACGGUUACCAGAACGGUCAGAGUGUUGACUAUGUUGCUGGCGAUCGUGGCGAAACCCUCGAAAAGGGAUAAAUUCGAGGUGACGCCUGAAAGCGUUCCUUACUUGACCGCAUUGGUAGCUGUAUCGGAGGAGGUGCGUAGUAGAUGUCAUAUUCGACAUUCGCUCGAUAAAAAUCUACACGAUUCAUCAGGCAGUUCGGAUAUUCUCGAUACCUUACCAUCGCGCAGUGCGGAUAUGUCCGGAGCGCCCAAUCCUACAAGUAGAAGACAAAAGACUUGGGACUUGCUGGAUCAAUCGGCGCUUACUCAAGCGAGACAACAGAAACAACAAUCCGCGCAGACUGGCCGGCUUUUAUUUAAAUCGCAGCGAUCCUUGAGCGUACCGAACGCAAAGGACGACAAGCCGACGGACGAUGCGGAACAGCAGAAAGAUCGUAGCACUAGAGUGAGCCUGAGCAACGAAAAUAACGUCUUACUCGAUCCGGAAGUGUUGACCGAUUUUUCGACGCAGACUCUGGUUUUGACCAUGUUGGCCACUCUAGUAAAACACUCCACUAACGAGAAUGAAACGCGUAUCCUGUACGAGUAUCUGGCGGAAGCCACUAUGGUUUUCCCAAAAGUCUUUCCAGUUGUACACAACUUGCUCGACGCAAAGAUCAACAGCGUAUUGUCCUCUUGUCAUGACCAAGCGAUAUUGAACGCGGUUCAAACUAUCAUACAGAACAUGAUAGCCAGCGAAGAUACGAGCCAGCAACAUCACCUGCAACAUUAUUUGCAAAGCUGCGGUUUCCGCGGUCUUUGGAGGUUCGCGGGACCUUACACGAACUCCAGCUGUACGCCCGAGAGUGCCGAAUUGUUUGUGAAUUGUCUAGAGGCGAUGGUAGAAAUGUGUCUGGCGGCGCAAGAACCAAAUAAAGAGACAGCUAUAGGCAAAGGUAAACGCCAAUCGGACUCUGCGUUGAAGCCAAGGCCGUCUACCGCCGGACUUAUCCAAGAACAUUAUCGUACGUCAUCAGAGAUCGACGCUUCCUCCGUUCACGUAGAUCAUAGUACAGAUGGCAGACGAGAUGACUCGAUGGAUGCUGGUCAAACGGAGGAUACGGGUGACGGUUCGCAGCCUUAGCAAUUACUUUGCGAUACUGGUAGACAAUGCCAGAAAGGUGCGCGUAAGAGGCAAAGUAAUCGAAAAUUGCAACGGCAAACGAGAACCUCGCAGACUUUCGUCCCGUGUUAUUGCUGCAACAUGUCCAGUCAGUUUAGUACAAUGCCGUCCACAUCGCGAUAACGAGCCUACCGGAAAUGGAAAUCAACGAAAGCUACACUCUCGUAGAACGUUGUUUUAUUUCUUUAUCAGCUUCCUAUGUGUAUCGAUAACUUUGCAUUAUUUUCUUAAUCUAUCUGUCAGUUGCGCGAGUUUGCUAUUUUUGGCAAUCUUGCUACGAGAUUUAAAUAUGCAUUAUUGCAUUAUAUGUUAUCAACGCUUUUACACAACGAAAUUGUACGGAAACUCGCGUUGCGAGAUAUACAUCGUAAGAUUCGAUUUCAGCGAUUCAAGAUACGUAGCGUUUGACGUUUCGUCGUGAUUAAGCAAUCGUAUUCAUCGUCACAUAUUAUUUCUUCAUACCGCAAGAAAUAAUUUACAGUCGGUUUCCUCGGAAAAGAUUCAUCGAAUCAGCAACGAGCAUUGUAUACGUUCGAUAUUUUCUCGCAAUUACGCGCAUAAUAAUAAUUUAGCGACUGAUAUUAAUUCUCUGCCAUACAAGUCGCAAUAUAAUGCAUAUACAAAACUAUCGAAAUUGGUUCAUAGAAAACCAUGAGAAAUCGAUAAAAUUUUAUGAUA